This is a messenger RNA of Phycomyces blakesleeanus NRRL 1555(-), 1831 nucleotides long. RefSeq lists its product as hypothetical. NCBI's taxonomy places the organism in Eukaryota, Fungi, Mucoromycota, Mucoromycetes, Mucorales, Phycomycetaceae. Gene Ontology annotation, cellular component: clathrin-coated pit; clathrin-coated vesicle. The transcript has 7 exons. Gene Ontology annotation, biological process: vesicle budding from membrane; clathrin coat assembly; clathrin-dependent endocytosis. The coding region runs from base 164 to 1765 and encodes 533 amino acids. Gene Ontology annotation, molecular function: 1-phosphatidylinositol binding; SNARE binding; phosphatidylinositol-4,5-bisphosphate binding. The record is from RefSeq and is a predicted model, not a curated record.
CUUCUUUAACUUUACUUUUCUUUACUUUGCCUAAACACAUCUUUGUACUCUAAAGAAAAACUAAAUUUUAUUUUAUUUUAUUCUAAAUAAUAAUAAUAAUUUCAUUUUCAAUACGAAAAGAAGUAUAGAAACCAACAUACUUACAUACAUAAAAAAAGACACAAUGGAAAUCGCAGUACGGAAAGCAACUCGACUGGACUACCAACCACCUAAACAAAAACAUUUGUCAACCUUGAUUUCCUUAACUUUUCAGAAUCCAGCUUUGAUCGCAGACAUGAUGGAUUUAUUAGAAAGAAGAUUACGAGAAAACUCUUGGAUCAUUGUGUUCAAGGUCUUGAUCAUCACUCAUGUCUUGAUGAGAGAUGGCAACAACGAACGUGUGAUGGAUUACAUGGGAAAACAUCCAUCGGCAUUGGAUACAUCACGCCUCCGGGAAAAGUCAUCGGGCGUGAUUCAAAUACAACACAUCUACGUCUACACAGCGUACCUUGCACAAAGGGUUGCGGUCUAUCGUGAAUUGAAUUUUGAUCACAUCCAAGCAAUCAAAACCAACAAGGAGGGACGUCUGAGACACCUUACUGUUGCAAAAGGCCUCUUGCGCGAAACAAUAGCUCUUCAAAAACAACUGUCUGCUUUAUUAAAAUGCAAGUUUCAUUUGGAAGAUACAGAUAAUAGCAUCAGUCUUUUUGCUACACGAUUCUUGGUGGAGGAUCUUAUGGUACUUUUUCAGGUUACUAAUGAAGGUGUUGUCAAUAUAUUGGAGCACUAUUUUGCUAUGAGCAAACAUGAUGCGCGGGCCUCUUUAGAUAUCUACAAACGAUUUGCAAGACAAACAGAAGAAAUAAUCGAGUUCCUAAAUCGAGCACGACACUUGCAAAGUGAAUUACAAAUGUCGAUUCCAGCCAUAAAACAUGCACCUUUAUCGCUGGCAGAGGCAUUAGAAGAAUACCUAAAUGAUACAGAGCGUGAUGGAGCACCAAAGCAAGACACCUUAAAAGUAUCUUCACCAACCGUUUCUUCACCAAAAACAUCUUCGCCAUCUAAUCUAGCUACACAGUCAGCAUUCUCUACUGUCCAACCACCAGUUGUACAAGAAAAUCAACGCCCAACUGAGUUAAUUGAUUUCUUUUCGAGUCUCGAAAAAGAACAGGCUACAGUUUAUUAUAAUCAAGCUGGACAGGCUUCUUUUAAUUCAUCUCCUACAAGUCUACAACCCACACAAAGCUUCAGUCCGGCGACGAUGCAAAGCCAACACAAUCCGUUUCGAGCCACGAUGGUCCAGCCACAAUCUUUUGACCCUCUAACCAACCUAUCUUCUUUACCUGCCGGAUCUCUCGUUCAGUCUCCAGCCACAAUCACCAACGCAAAUCCUUUCCGCUCCAAUACUUUACCGCCUCCUUCGUCGGCCCAGAACAGUCUGUCUGUUUUGGGAUCAUCGUUUGGAAGUAUGACAAUGCCACCAGGAUCUAUCAAUAAUAACAACAAUAAUACUGGUGGUGCUGGUAUAUCUUUCCAAGGUCUGCAAGCGCAAAUGACGGGCAUGCCUGCUGCACAAUCGACGGUGCAAAGAAGCCAAACCUUUUCGCAGUUCCAAACACCCUUGCCAACCUCACAAAAUGCCUUUAAUCCGUUUGCUCACACAACUCAGCAGAAUACACUGGAUAUCGCGGCUCCCAUAAAUCCGUUUGGUCACCCGCACACUUUACAGUCACUACAGAAGCCAACCCACAUGAACGCAUCUCCAUGGGGAUCUUCUGCAUUUUAAGGAAGAAAAUAAAAUAAAAAUAAAAAUAAAAUAAAUAAACAAGAAACAAAUAAUAAUACUAAUACU